AUGGCGUUAUUAAAAAGUUCUAUAGUACGCCAAUUUUUUGCUACUACACACAGAGCCCUAGUGUCGUCGAUACGACCAUCGUCUAACGCCACAGUAGCAGAUGAGGAUGCGCCAGUAGAAAUCGACAAUCCUUAUAAAAAAGAGAAACCGCAAUGCAUUUUAUGCAAAUUAAACAUUACACCAGAAAACAAAAACUCCCGUCUUUUAUCACAAUUCCAAAGCCCAUAUACUGGAAGAAUCUAUGGAAGACAUAUCACUGGUUUAUGUAAAUCAAAGCAAGCUCUAGUUGAAGCUGAAAUAAAAAAAGCUCAAAACUGUGCUUACAUGCCAUAUUAUUAUAAGGAUAAAACAUUUUUGAAGGACCCUAAAUUGUUUGACCCUGAAAAUCCUAUUCGAUCGCACAGAUUU
This is a messenger RNA of Brenthis ino (lesser marbled fritillary), 408 nucleotides long. The record is from the annotation of a GenBank genome assembly. Lineage: Eukaryota; Metazoa; Arthropoda; Insecta; Lepidoptera; Nymphalidae.